GCACAAAAAAGUAACUCAAUGAUUAACGCCCGGAACGGCGCAAAUAUUAUGUCGCUGCAAGUGUCCAAUCAAAACCCGUCCGGACGUCGUACGCCACAGGUGUAUCAAGGGUUUGGUGGUGUUGUUGCUGCAGCACCGAGCGUAACGACAACACCAACGGCCACUAAUGGUGGUGGUCCAGCCAAUGCUGCUGGCGGAUCCGUUGGCCGGCCGGCAAAGGGAAACAACAAACAGUCACAGAUCCCUGUAGCAAUCGGUAGCAUUGUCGGCACACCAUCGAACCCUGAUACGACUGCACCACAGACGCCCGUAGUACACGCCGGCAUGGCCGGUACGAUUGAUGCAACGCCCGGCAAAAAGCAAGUCCAAACAGAUCAUUUGUACGGCAUGAAAGUACAGCAGGGUGGCUCGAUGGUUCCUGUUCCUACCGGUACAAAUCGGCCAUCAACCACAAACGGAUCCCAACCGGCUGGGAACGAAAAGUUGCGGAAGAGCUCCACCGGCGGUGGCGGGGAAGGUUUGGGGUCGAAAAAGCCAGAACCGACCGCGUCACAGCUCCCAGUACUUGGUGAAGGUGGUGCUGCAAAAGGACGCGCACCGUCAAAUGCUCGUACUCAGCAAAAGCAAUCCUCGGAUGAAGGGGCCACAGCAAAGGAAUCGGCGGAACACCAGCCAAAAUCGGAAAAGAAGGUCAAUUCUGAGUUUGAACAUUCGCUGCUGUUUGAAAAAUCACUUAAAGGAUUCACCACGGACGGCGAGGAGAUGGAUUCGCUUCUGCUGGAACCGUGGGAUAUUGAAGAUACUCAGCCGCUGGCCCCUUCGAGCGCGGGAAAAUCCAAGAUGUCCGCCAAACAAACAAAUCCCACUGGCAAAUCGCCAGGCAAACUGGACACUGCGGCCGGUGCUGCUCUGAACAAGGAAGAAGCCAAUAGCCCGAAAAAGAAGCCACAAACAGCCGAAGCGGCGGAGGCUGGUGAGAAGAAUCGUUCGCCUAAAGCGACCCAGAAGGGUGUCGAGCCGGAGGUCCCAUCUACACCAACCAACGGUGGCGAUUCGUUGAUCGGACGCCCGCUACGUUCCAUUUCCGGCCGCCGCUCGACACGCCCGAUUGCGGACAUUAAAUUCACGCAUCACCGUCGCUCGGCCGCUAACGAUUCAAUUUCCAGCAUGAACGUUACGAUUGGUUCGGAGAUUGGAAGCGACAGUCUACUGUUGCGUACGCCGGGAUCUGCGUCGCGCAAACGCAAAGACAUGACGCCAGAAUCGACUUCGGAUGAUGCACCGGUGGUGGAAAGUCCGAAACGCGCCCGGCUCGAUUUCAGCGGUUUGUUCGGCAUGGUUGCCACACCGGUGACGAUGUUGAAGAAUCGACUGUCGCGUGUCAAGCUGCACAGCACACCCCGCUCGCUGACCGUUGAUGAGGAGGAUGCCUCGAAGGUGGUUACGGCUGAAGCCACCACCACCACUACCAACAAUACGCCGACCGAGAAGGAUACGGAUGCUGCUGGCAACGCAAUGGAGGUAGAUGUAGCCCCAAAGGAAAAGGCUGACGAGGCCGGGCAGAAGCCAGAGCCGGAGAAGGAUGCCGAGGGGGGCCAACAACAGCAACCGGAAGGUUCCUCCGCUACCUCCGUUGCUGAUGAUGAGGUUGAGGUGAAGAUCGUCACCGAUCAGCAGCAACCGCAGAAGCAGUGGUGUAGUAUUAUGUAA
Messenger RNA from Anopheles marshallii, 1710 nucleotides. RefSeq lists its product as uncharacterized. The transcript has 2 exons. NCBI's taxonomy places the organism in Eukaryota, Metazoa, Arthropoda, Insecta, Diptera, Culicidae. The record is from RefSeq and is a predicted model, not a curated record. Bases 19 to 1710 code for a protein of 563 amino acids.